This is a messenger RNA of Phyllostomus hastatus (greater spear-nosed bat), 3752 nucleotides long. It is a transcript of the gene LRRN1, whose product is annotated as leucine rich repeat neuronal 1. Bases 699 to 2849 code for a protein of 716 amino acids. The transcript is spliced from 2 exons. The record is from RefSeq and is a predicted model, not a curated record. Gene Ontology annotation, molecular function: protein binding. Lineage: Eukaryota; Metazoa; Chordata; Mammalia; Chiroptera; Phyllostomidae.
AGCGGGGCGCACCGAGGGUGCCGGCGGCGGCGGCGGCGGCGAGCGCGGAGCCAGCGAGGCCGUGCGCCCGCGCCUGGAGAGCGGCCGGCGGCCUCAGCCCGGGCGGCGGCGGCAUCCCUCGGCGCCCCGGGCCCUUCCUCCCGAUCCCGCUGCACGCCGCCCCGCCCUCUGCACCCCACUUCUCCUACCAUCUUUGCCGAUCCUGCCUGCCUCUGCCCGGUCCCCGGGCGCUGGAUCGAGCCCAGGCCGGCGGCAGCUGUUGCUCGCGUGGCUGCCUCGCCUCCUGUCUUGGGGCUCUGCCGGGGCCCCGCAGGAUCCGGGCGCGCUGCGAGCUGGGAGGGAGGCGCCGCUCAGCCCGACCUCCUCCGGCUCCUCCCGCCGCCGCCGCCGCUGGUCCGUGCGCGCCCCACACCCCGCCAGCCGCACCUCGGGCACCCCGCAGCAGACUCAGACCCGGUGCCGCUGAGCCGCGGGCGCGCCGGGGACCGGGGAACGUGGCUGAAGGACGCUCGAGCACCCCCUGCCCCCUGCCAACUCCAGAAAACCAUCGCUUCGGACUCCGGGAUUGUCCUCGCUGCCACUGAGGCUCCGCGUGGAUGUCCACCCUCCCUGCUGGCUCCCCCAGGCGUCGCCCUCCAGCGUCCACCUCCCGGUAAAGCGUGCGCGGGCCGGGGCUGAGCUGGCUCGGCGGGGCCGGCAUGGCCAGGAUGAGCCCGGUCGGCGCGGCCUCCCGCUUGGUGCUGGGCUUGCUGGUGACUUCCUUGUCCGGGUCCUCCCUGCAAAGCAGCGAGUGCCCGCAGCUGUGCGUGUGCGAGAUCAGGCCGUGGUUCACGCCGCAGUCCACGUACCGGGAGGCCACGACCGUGGACUGCAACGACCUCCGACUGACACGGAUCCCCGGCAACCUGUCCAGCGACACGCAGGUGCUCCUGCUGCAGAGCAACAACAUCGCCAGGACGGCGGACGAGCUGCAGCAGCUGUGCAACCUGACGGAGCUGGACUUCUCCCAGAACAACUUCACCAGCAUCCGCGAGGUGGGGCUGGCCAACCUGAGCCAGCUCACCACCCUGCACCUGGAGGAGAACCAGAUCGCGGAGAUGACGGACUACUGCCUGCAGGACCUGGCCAGCCUGCAGGAGCUGUACAUCAACCACAACCAGAUCAGCGCCAUCUCCGCCAGGGCGUUCGCCGGCCUGAGGAACCUCUUGAGGCUGCACCUGAACUCCAACAAGCUGAAGGUGAUCGACAGCCGCUGGUUCGACUCGACGCCCAACCUGGAGAUCCUCAUGAUCGGGGAGAACCCCGUGAUUGGGAUUCUGGACAUGAACUUCAAACCCCUGUCCAACCUGAGGAGCCUGGUUUUGGCGGGAAUGUAUCUCACCGAGGUUCCCGGCAACGCCCUGGUGGGCUUGGACAGUCUCGAGAGCCUGUCUUUUUAUGACAACAGACUGGCCAAGGUGCCCCAGCUCGCGCUGCAGAAGGUCCCCAACCUGAAGUUCCUGGACCUGAACAAAAACCCCAUCCACAGAAUCCAGGAAGGGGACUUCAAGGACAUGCUGCGGCUGAAGGAGCUGGGGCUCAACAACAUGGGCGAGCUGGUGUCCGUGGACCGGUACGCGCUGGACAACCUGCCCGAGCUCACCAAGCUGGAGGCCACCAACAACCCCAAGCUCUCCUACAUCCACCGCCUGGCCUUCCGCGGCGUGCCCGCCCUGGAGAGCCUGAUGCUCAACAACAACGCCCUGAACGCCGUCUACCGGAAGACGGUGGAGUCCCUGCCCAACCUGCGGGAGAUCAGCAUCCACAGCAACCCGCUGCGCUGCGACUGCGUCCUCCGCUGGGUCAGCUCCAACGGGACGGCCAUCCGCUUCAUGGAGCCCCUGUCCAUGUUCUGCGCCACGCCGCCCGAGGUCAGGGGCCGGCAGGUGAAGGAGGCCCUCGCGCGGGACUCCGGGGAGCAGUGCCCGCCCGUGAUCGCUCCCGGCGCGCUGCCCGGCUACGUGAACGCGGAGGUGGGCACCGCGGUCCUGCUGGACUGCCGGGCCGUGGCCGAGCCGGAGCCCGACGUUUACUGGGUCGGCCCCCUGGGAAGCAAGAUAACCGCGGAGACGCCCUCGGACAGAUACACGCUGAGCAGCGAAGGCACCUUGGAGAUAGCGAACGUGCGAACGGAAGAUUCAGGAAGAUACACCUGUGUCGCCCAGAACGUCGAAGGCGCAGACACCCGCGUGGUGACCGUCAAGGUCAACGGCACCCUCCCGGAUGGCACCCAGGUGCUGAAAAUAUACGUCAAGCAGACGGAGUCUCACUCCAUUUUAGUGUCCUGGAAGGUCAACUCCAACGUCAUGACGUCCAACCUGAAAUGGUCGUCGGCCACCAUGAAGAUCGACAACCCGCACAUCACCUACACGGCCCGGGUCCCCGUGGACGUCCACGAGUACAACCUGACGCACCUGCAGCCUUCCACGGACUAUGAGGUGUGCCUCACCGUGUCCAACGUCCACCAGCAGACCCAGAAGUCGUGCGUGAACGUCACCACCAAGGACGCCGCCUUCGCCCUGGCCAUUUCCGAGCAGGACGCCAGCACCGCCCUGGCGGCCGUGAUGGGGUGCCUGUUCGCCGUGGUCAGCCUGGCGUCCGUGGCCGCGUACGUCGCCAAGAGGCUGAAGAGGAAAAACUACCACCACUCCCUGAAGAAGUACAUGCAGAAGACCUCCUCCAUCCCGCUGAACGAGCUGUACCCGCCACUCAUCAACCUCUGGGACGGAGACAGCGAGAAGGACAAGGAGGGGUCCGCAGAGACCAAGCCCACCCAGGUGGACACAUCCAGGAGCUACUACAUGUGGUGACUCAGUGGACGCUUCGCUUCUGGUCGUAAGGAGCACAAAGACGUUUUUGCUUUAUUCUGCAAAAGUAACGCGGGGGAGACUUUUGUAUUCGUGACUGGGCUAGCCGGCGGCAGGGUGGAGAGGACUACGGGUGGCUAUUUCCUUUUUUUGUUGUUUUUUUUUUUUCAGUAGAGCGUAUCGCAAGAGUUUGGCACGGCUGGCAGCACCCCGAGGCUUCCAGGGUGUGUGGGGGUUUUCUUCCUAUCGUUUUUAUCAUUAUUAUUAUAUUAUUCUUUUGUCUUAGUUUGUGUGCGACACCCAGCGAUGCUGUUCUAACUGCAGCGCUCAGUAGAAGGAUGGAGGGCGGGGUGGGUUGCCUGUGCCCUCGCCGGCAGCGGCACCCCUCCUCGGGCAGCGGCACCCCUCCUCCUGCAGCCGCCAGCGGAGAGCGCCCCGUCCGCCCGCGGCUGACCUGCAGGCGGGGCGCAGCACGAACCCUUCGCAGCCACCGGCCUCCAGACUGAUCCUUCACCCCCAGGAGCUGAGGCCCGACUCGCCGCCUCCUUUGAACGACGUUAGUUGGCUGCACCGUAACGUUGACUCCACUGGAUUGGAUGUUUGCCUUUGAACGACGACUUCUCUCUCUCUCUCUUUUUUUUUUUUGUAAUAGUUAAAGAGGUUUAGAACAAGCUAACAAGCAAUAGAAACAUGUAUAUCAAAUUUUUUAACGUAACAGACUACAUGUUAAUUGUUACCGUCUUCUUUUUAUCUUUAGUAGACACUUUUAAAAGGAAAGACAGUGCUUUUGUUGUGUUUAACUCACCCACACGCGGCGUAGGAUGAAGGCAGCACUACAAUAAAUUAGUUUUGUUCUGGUUUUCUAGAACCUUCGCGACGACACGUGCUUUCUUUCUGUCACCGGGG